GUUGGCGCUAUGUUUACCUCUCCCCCCAAUCCUGUGCUGUGGCCAGCUGGACAUAAACCAUAAUUCAGACAGGCUAAACUAUCCCGGAAAUACAAAUGUAAGGUGUCUUACAUUGAAUCCUUCACGGAUUUCUACAGAUACAUAGAUUGUUUAUACUAUAGUGGAGCUGUCAUGAAUAAGGAUAUCAUGUCACGUGUGGUAAAGAAGAGGCAGGCUGACCCUAAAGUUGUCCAGUACGUAUGGGCUGCCAUUGAGGUCAUCCGCAACCAGAAACAAAUUGCCAACAUGGACAGAAUCUCAAAGUACCUGAGCCGUGUCUUUGGAAUGCACCCCAAGGAGACAGCCAGGCAGCUGAGCCUGGCAGUGAAGGACGGAUUGGUGGUGGAGACCCUCACCGUAGGCUGCAAAGGUUCCAAGGCGGGCAUCGAGCAGGAGGGCUACUGGCUGCCUGGAGACGAGCAGGAGCCGAAGGCAGAAGGAAGCAAGACGGAGAGGGAGCCACCGCCGGAGGAAUGGGAGGCGGAAAGCCAUGACUGGUACUGCUUCGAGUGCCACCUGCCCGGAGACGUGCUGGUGUGUGACAACUGCUUCCGUGUUUAUCACCUCAAAUGCCUGUCUGACGAGUUCAAGCCCCGGGACAGCGGAUCCCACUGGCAGUGUGUGGUGUGCAGGGGUAGUAAAAAGAAGAACCUAAACAAGCAGGAGAUGUGCAGAUACCUGCGUUUCAUCGUCCAGCGAAUGAAGGAGAGGGCCGUAGACCUGAACAAGAAAGGCAAAGACACUAAACACCCGAUGUACAGAAGGCUCAUCCACACAGCACUGGACGUCACCAAUAUCCAGGAGAACCUGACGGAGGGGAAGUACAAGAGCUUCGACGAGUUCAAGGCAGACGCCCAACUGAUCGUGCAUAACACCGCCAUCUUGUUUGGAGUGCACAGUGACCAGGCGGAGAUUGCGCGGUUACUUUACAGUGACACGUGCCAUGAGUUAAACGAGUUGAUGCUAUGCAAGAACUGUUUUUACCUGUCCAAUGCCCGGCCUGACAACUGGUUCUGCUAUCCCUGUACCCCCAGUCACGAGGUAGUGUGGGCCAAGAUGAAGGGCUUUGGCUACUGGCCGGCCAAGAUCCUGCAGAGGGAAGACAACCAGGUGGACGUUCGCUUCUUCGGCCACCAGCACCAGAGAGCAUGGAUCCCAGCAGACAACAUCCAGGACAUCAAGGUGUCGGUGCAACAGCUGCAGGUGAAGCGUAGUGCAGGCUGGAAGAAGGCCUGCGACGAGCUGGAGCUGUCCCAGCGCUUCCAGAGGGAGGGCCGCUUCUGGAAGCCCAAGAUGGUGGAGAGACUGGAGGAGCGGAGAGAGGAGGGAGAGGAGAGGCUGACAGAGAGGCUGACGGAGGAGGCAGAGUCCUCCAUCUCCUCCACCAGCAACAAUAACAAUGAGCAAGUCAAACAUAAGGCGGACAGACAGGCGGACAGGCAGGCGGACCGGGAGAGACAGACGGACAGGCAAGAGCCCAAAGCGAAGAAGAGCCGUCGUCAAGCUCCCGAGCCCAAGGAGGAAGUCAGUGAACCGGAGCAUGAGGUGGAGGCGGUGAGCUCCAGCCAGGAGAUCCCCGUGACCACGCAGCACCAGCCGGAGAAGCUGUCCGUCUCCACGCAGACUAAAAAGGCCUCGGCGGCGUCGCCUCGCACCCUGCACCGCAGCACCCAAACGGCGUCGGACGGAGCGUGCCAGAACAUGUGUCACGAGAAAUACACCAAGAUCUUUAACGACGUCAAGGAGAUGAUGAAGGCUGACAACAAGAGGGAGACGGAGCGCGUGGUCCGAGAGGCCCUGGAGAAGCUGCGUUCAGAGAUGGAGGAGGAGAAGAGACAGGCAGUGAGCAAGGCGGUGUCGGGGGGCCAGGCAGAGAUGGAACGCAAGUGUAAGACUGUGAAGGAGAAGUGUAAGGAGGAGCUGGUAGAGGAGGUGAAGAAGAUGGUGACCCAGCACAAGCAGCUCCUCUCGCAGACCAAGAAGAAGCAGUGGUGUUAUAACUGUGAGGAGGAGGCCAUGUACCACUGUUGCUGGAACACGUCCUACUGCUCCAUCAAGUGUCAACAGGAGCACUGGCACGCAGACCACAAACGCACCUGCCGCAGAAAGAGAUGAGCUAGCCUGUCCCUUAUCCCCUCCCAGCACGCCUUCCUAUUGGCUCUCCCCACUGUCACUCACCCAUAACACCCAAUCGAACCCCUACCUGCCUUCCUGAACACUUUGUGGACCGACCUUUGCUUAACGUCUGAAAAAAAGUCUCUCUUUACAUUUUAUUUAAUAUACCCAGUGUAUUGAUAUUUUUUUUUCUAUUUUUUUUCUCCAGAAUCAAGAGCAUGGCUCGAAUGCAUAGUAUGAUUUUUUUAUUUUUCUGAAGUGCUAAUUUCACCUAUGUUGGUGAAUGUGUUAUUUAAGUGUGUAGUUCUAAAUGAGCAUUAACUGAAUACAUUUUAUUACCUGAAUUUUUUAAUCACUUUUCUUACUGUAAAUGUUUUAACAAUUAAUAUUAAAACCAUAAGUACUAUUGCAGCAUUGAAUAUGCUCUGCUUUCAUACAGAAACUAUUUAAAUGCAAAAAAACAUGGAAAGGAAAAAACAGCAAAACCUUCUAAUCAUGAAAAGUAUAUGUAGAUGAUCCAUCAAAAUGUUUGUGUGAUUUUAUUUGUGAAAAUAUCUAGGUGAAUAGCACCUGUUUAUUGUUUCUACCUAAAUCUUAACAUCAAGUCUCUUAAACAUCAUUGGGAACAGGGUUGUGAAGUCUGCUAUAAAGAUGCUGACAAAAAAUCUUCCAUUUGUUAUUAUGCACAUUUUGGGUUUCACUUUUUGAAUAUACUGUGAUUUAUAUCUAUCAAAGAAAAUGUUUUUGAUUUCUUGGGGGAAUAUAUAGCCUAGCAAUCUUUACUGAGCUGGAUCUUAGAGAGGUUCCUUCGUAAUUUGACAGUUUGCACAUUUCAAUUGUUUUCAAAACCCAAAUGCUUGUAAUAUUGCCAAAAACAACAUUUGUUGAACCUUAACAGAGAAACUGCGUUGAGUGCUGUUCCCCCUGCCCUUGUUUUUAGUUUUUCAGUUGGCUUUCGUGUCAUGGUUAUUGUGAUGUGCACUGUAAGUACAGUUAUAGAAUACUCAAAAGUGACUAGUUAUGGGACUCCUCACUGCUUAAGCUCUAGUUGGUGGUCCAAGCUUGUUUUGUUUUUUUCCAACACCAUCUUCAUAUUCUGAGUAAAGAGAUGUGCAUGUUGAUAGUUUCACUUUUUUAUUACAAGAAAAAGACUCGCAGAGUAACUUAGGUUUCCUUAUGGACAAUGAAUAUGGAUGGACCAAUAUAAAAUAUAUGCAAAUACGAAUGAUCACCUGUGCUAUACAUUGUCGUUUAGACUUUCCUCUUAUUGAAUGGACUCUGAAUGGUGUGCAAUGUUACUAUCCUUUGCUUGAUGUGUUUUGGAUCAUUUCUUAAAGGGUAAUGUAAUUGCCGAUUUUAUUUUAAAAGCUAAAGUACUAACCAAGAGACUACUUGGGAGGACUGACAUUGUAAGUCCAUGUGACUCUCCUUAGUAAUGAAGAGCUGACUGAACAGAGGAGAAGUCAUCCCCUGCAUUGAUUCAUUUUAUUGCCUAGUUUUUGGCACCUGGUUUUCAAUGACUGCAACGCUCUCUCUCCUGUUAGCUGACAAGUGCAUCACUUUUCAGAUCUAACACAGCUAUUUGUAUUCAUUACAGCACAGCAAGAAAUAAUGACCUGUCUGAUUUCCUGUACAUUUUUUUUUUCACCAUGUAUUUUCUCUUAAUCGAUAUUCUAUGUUUUGUCGUAUGUCAGUCAGAAAAGCAGCGAAAUGUUAAGGAACGAACAAACUGCUUGAUUUGCCCUAUGUUGGAAUUGUCUUUUAAUUUUGAUAGAGUAGAGAUUCCCUGCAUGAAUGCCAGAAUCCUGGUUUCCAUUGUCAUCUCCUGUGGUCUUAUCAACAACAUCCUUCAGUUUUGUCAUCGUUGCACUACAUGUAAAUAAACAUGCUUAGGACAUGUCAUUCCCAUUAUAGCCACACAAGGGAUAGUCUGUUCCAUUUGAGUUUAUUUACCUGGCUGAUGUUUGCCCUCCGGCACCGCGGGCUAUAUUGGAAUUUUCUUCUGCUCUUUUAUAAAGCUAUGUCAGAGGACUAAUGUAAUUGGAAAUCUGAUGAUGCUUUUUUUCUUGAUAUAUUACCAGCAGACCACUUUAUUCCAAACUGGAGUGAUCACCCCUCACACACGGUACUGAGAUUGUUGAUAGCCACUGCCCACACCCUCAACAACUACGAAGAAACACCCAGAUGGUGUUCAUUUUUACCAACACUUCUUUGUCUUCAUUUUGUGUUUUUACAUAGGGGGUUAUAUCCAAUCACAAUUUUAUUGGGUCAUUUCUACAGUAUGUAUUUUAUAUUUGUCCAUCUCUGUAUGAUGAUCAUUUGUGAUAUUUUCCCUAUGUGGAAAUACUUUGAUGUCAUUCCAGUUUGUAAAGUAUUUCUGGUAACUUGCAUGAGUAAGAUGUGUGUAAAACCGUUCUUUUUCCAUGUUAAAAGACAUCGUUGCACUUCCUGAAAAUGAUGCAAUAUGACAAUUUGAUUUUGUUGUUUUCCUCUGAUAUUGCAGUCUAGCAAAUAUUCUCACCGUUGCAUUGGUUAUAUACUGUCUAUUUUCUGUUGAGAAAAAGUUGAGUGUGCUGUCUCAUCCAUGCUUACAUCUAAUGAGAUCGUUCUUGAACUAGUACAUUUUUUCCCUGUUCAUAUGUACACUAUUAAUCGUGGCUUAACAUUUUCUAUGCUCCUGGCAUUUUGUUUUACACUUUAGCUAGCAAUAUGUAUAUAAAUAUAUUCUAUGUGCUAACAUGGAGAAAUAAAUGUAUCA
Molecule: messenger RNA, 4912 nt
Organism: Esox lucius (northern pike)
Lineage: Eukaryota; Metazoa; Chordata; Actinopteri; Esociformes; Esocidae
Gene: zmynd11
Product: zinc finger, MYND-type containing 11
Exons: 17
Coding region: 172-2154 (660 amino acids)
Biological process (GO): regulation of transcription elongation by RNA polymerase II
Molecular function (GO): protein binding; DNA binding; transcription corepressor activity
Source: RefSeq, a predicted model, not a curated record